AUGCCAACUUCCAAACUCAAUGCGCUUUCUCAAAUCACCAUGCUCAAACAAAUCAUGAAGCAUUGGAGGAGCGUAGGCCUCAAGCGCCGAUCACAGUCUAACUCCGAUCACAACGGUGUUUUCUCCUCCUCGACGGUUCCGUCUGGUUUUCUGGCGAUUUACGCUGGAGAAAACCGCGUUAGAUUCCUUGUUCCGGUUCGGUUCUUGCACUUUCCGAUCUUUAUUGCGCUGCUUAAUAAAGCGGAGGAGGAAUACGGAUUUAAAUUCAAUGGAGGCAUUGUUUUGCCAUGUGAGGUUGAGUUUUUUGAACAGGUGUUGAGUUUUCUUCGUAAAGAUGAGAAGAAAUACGGCGGUUUGGAGGUUGGGGAAUUUUUGAAGGUGAUUUCUGAGUUGGAUUUUGGUUCUUCUUCGUCGUGUAAGAUUCAACAAGGUAAUUGUUCUUCUGCUCGUGACAGGCUUUUACCUCGCAUGCACAGAGCUAGGGUUUAG
Molecule: messenger RNA, 489 nt
Organism: Mercurialis annua (annual mercury)
Lineage: Eukaryota; Viridiplantae; Streptophyta; Magnoliopsida; Malpighiales; Euphorbiaceae
Product: protein SMALL AUXIN UP-REGULATED RNA 51-like
Exons: 1
Coding region: 1-489 (162 amino acids)
Biological process (GO): response to auxin
Source: RefSeq, a predicted model, not a curated record